Messenger RNA from Heterobilharzia americana, 10346 nucleotides. The record is from the annotation of a GenBank genome assembly. Lineage: Eukaryota; Metazoa; Platyhelminthes; Trematoda; Strigeidida; Schistosomatidae.
AUUGACUGCUUAGGUCAGAAGAGAUACUAGGUCAUUUUGCUUUAGCGCGAUGGUGGAGGGGGUUUUGUGGAAUUAUGCCGAUUCUUUGUAUUAACGUUAUUGAGGCGCGUUUGGAAAGCUCGGAUUCAUCUCUGAAUACGUAUAUUAGUGUCAAAUUAAGACAGGCACAUUCAUCUACUCAACCAGUCAAAGGGACUACACCGAAAUGGAACGAAGAAUUUACAUUCGAAACAGAUCGUAUGGAUGGCGGCCUCCUGAUAGAACUACAAUCUAAAGGUUUAUUAUGGGACAAGCUGCUCGGAGUUGUUUGGCUACCUCUAAAUAAAAUUCUACACUCCAAUAAGGAUGGUCCAGGAAUGUGGAUGAAUUUUGAUGCUGAAGUUAUCACUCAGAAUGGACAAGUAAUUGGAACAAAAACACCCACUAAACACUCAUGUUUAGCCACUGUUAGAUUUGAAACGCCCAGUGAUCCACAUCUUGAGAAAAUUUAUGAAAAACGAAAGUUACCAAAUCUGUUACCUAAUGGUAAUAUGCGGAACUCUGGUGUACAAAAAGGCACAGUGAGUGCAUUUCCCAGUCAUUUGGAUGAAUUCAACCCAAAUCAAUCUUUGGAUUCGAGGAAUAGAUUUUCUAUACAGUACUGUCCACUGAGUGAUUCUGAAAGUAGACAACCUAAUCUUCAUUAUGAUGAUUAUAUGAAACAGUCUUCCCGACACUAUCGAUCCACCAAUUACUUGAUCCCUAAUCAUGAUAGACUCCCUUCGAAUCAUCCAGAUUUUAUGUUGGGUCCACCUACUCGACAUAAACAGUUUACAACCGACGACUCUGAUGCUCAAUCAUUGGAAACUAUAAAAAAUUAUCAACAUUUUUCCCCUACCAGACAACAUGGUUCACGCGAACAACUUCCAUUGUAUAACGAUAGUGAAUUCGAUUCUGGUUCAGAACCGUUGUAUUAUAAUAGUCGACCGUAUAUUUCAGUGAAUACAAAUAGACCAUUUUCUCAUCGUCAGUAUACUGGUGAUUAUGAAUGGGAUGAUGAGCAGAUUUUUCUCGAUUCCAAUCAUGUAGAUAUUGAUAAUGGAGCCUACUGGCGUAAUCAUAACUCAGACAAUAAUCAUUUCACAUCAGAUGCAGAAUAUUCAGAUGACAACCAACAGAAGCACCACCAGUACUCACAUUGUUCAGAGCGAAAUGGAUAUCGUGUUGACUGGCUUGAUGAUUUAUCAGGAUCUGAAUACAGCCGUCCUGAAGGAGAUCUAAUGGGCAAUAGUAAUUAUGAAAAUCUUCAUCCUCAGCAAUCUUUUCCAACAAAUACUACUCAAUAUCUACCUAGGUAUUGUUAUCCUGGUCGUUCAGAUGACGAAGAAUAUUUAUAUCCGCCCCCAGUUAAAGAACCAAGUCCAUUAUACUCUGAUUGUGGACCAUAUUCAGAUGUAGAGGAACCUGAUUGGGACCCCAAUUAUAUUGGCUAUCGUCAAGGCGGCGAUUCCAUACCAUGGAUAGAUGAACAACAGUAUAGGUAUGGUCAACGUCGCCGACGAUCUCGUUUCAGUCCACAAACUAGUCGCUGUUAUAGACGAGGGUUUCCCCGUUCUCUGUAUUCUCACCCGACAUAUGGAAUUUCACCUUCUGAGGCUUAUUGUGAUGGUAAAAAAUAUUAUCGUACGAAAUAUGAGACUGAAUUUCAUGGAGAUAUUAGUGAUAUGCCCUCAAACUAUUGUUGUUCCUGUGACUCAGAUUAUGAAGUGGAUACAAAAAUUAUAUGUUUCGAUCAGACACAACAUUACAGUCCAGUUGGUGUAAAUUAUCAGCUAGAAGCUUCAAGUCCAAGUAUUGGCAAGCCUUCAUUAGCCUUAAGUCGAUCAAGCUCGCCAUCUCGUAUGUAUAGUCCUAAUCUAUGUAUCAAAAUUAUUAGUCCAGAGUCAGUAAAAAAUGACUUCCGUGCAUCUGCUGAAGCUGCCGUCGCUCAACAUUUGCCUCCCGGUGAACAUCCUGCUGAUUUGCACUUUGUGAAUGUCACUCCAAUUCCCGUUACAUCUCCAUUAGUACCUCCCAGUUUUCCUUCUAACCAAAUUUCUGCUUCAGCUUAUCAAGGUGUUGAUAGUUCAAUAAAUGGCACAUGGGAUAAUUCUAAGGCGGACACGGUGACGAAAUCUUCAUCGCAUAAACAGCUGCCAGGUGAAAGUUCAUCAUUUCAACGAGAUCGGUUAGCCAUGGCUCGCGACAGUUUUCGGCAAUCAGGGGAGAAUAGCAAGUCAGUUUCUGGUAAUGAAAUCGCUGUUGAAUCAAUGUACGCAAAUAAAGCGAGCAGUAACCUGUUGCAAAAAACAGAUUCUACCAAUCUAAGUUUCAACGAUGUGCUUAAGAGAGAAGUGGUCACACACAAACAAGAGUUGUCAGCAAAAACGUUAACCACGGCUACUGCAAAUCAACAAUCCACCAUUUACACAACCAGUUCAAGCGUAAAUUUUCAAGGUCUAUGGGAUCAGAAAUCAGCUUUCAAACCUGUGAUACGUUCCUUAGAAGCUGCUAAAGAUCGUUUUUUCUCCAGCAAUUCGUUAUUCCCACCAUUCUCGCAGACAAAGCAAACUUCUUCCGUAGAACAGUCAGAAAUCAAAUCUACAACAGCAGCUAAUAUCCUUGAUACGAAAAAUGCAUUUACCACUAGUUCCCUAAAAGUAACUUCAAAUAAUUAUAACAGGGAUACUUCUAAUAUUCCUAUAUGCAGUGAUGAAUUUUCUGCUUUGAUUCCACCUCCACCUCCACCAAAACGUUCAUCGAAAUUCUCCACUUCAGAGUUUGAUUUAUCAAGUAUUUCAAGUGUAAAGCAUGACACAUUAAAAAGUUCUCAUCUCUCUUACACAUUAGAUGAAUUGCGAAAUAAAUUUCUACCAAUUAGUGAUUUUUCUGAUAAGUUACCAUCUUCUACGGCCUUCGUCACUAGUACAUCAAAUAAUAUUAUUACUUCUAUUGCCACUAUUGCCCAAACCACUAAUUCUACUACUUCUACAAUUGCUGCUGGACGCACAGCAGGUACUGAAGUGCAUAUUAUUCAUAAUGCCGUUGAUAAAACAGGCUUAGCAAGUCAUUACUCAUCAUCACAACCUUACGAGUCAGAUUAUUCAUCAGCAAUGAAAUACUCAACCCCUGAAUCACAUUAUCGUAAUGAUGACAGUUGUAAUUUAAAUGAUGCAUUAUUUAAUAUACAGAAGUCAACUCAUUUUCAUGAUACUUCAUAUCCUCCAUCGCCUAAAAUAUUCAAGGAGGACUCUAGUGACAUUGCAUUAAGUCAUGAUAAAGGGUCUAAUUUUAGCGCUGAAGAACAUCUAAAAGCAUUAAGAGCUAGAGCAGGUCUAGGACCAAUACCAGGAUAUGAAUCCGUAUCCUUACGCAAUGCAUCUUCAAUGACACCACUUUCAACGUAUGAAUCAGCUUAUUCAUCUGCAUUGCCACCAUACAACGUAUCUUCUUCAAAGCCUGCUUACUUCGACUCAGAAACUAGUCUUCCAAAACCUUCUUAUUCUAUUAACAUAAAUGCAUCUGUUCCGAAAAUUCAUGGCUCCAGCACUUCUACACCAUCUAUACCAUCUUUCAUCUCUAAUUUCAAAUCAGGUCUGUCUGUACCGAUAAGUAGAAUUCAGACACAAUCAGGACUAUCCUUCUCUUCUAGUCAGCCAUCCGCAAUAAUGAAUAAACCUUCAGCUUCAAGUGUGUUUUCCAACUUUUUCUCGUCUGCAGCUUCAAAAGCUCAGACUGUUGCUACUGGAGCUUUAAGGCAAGCAAAUGCUGCAGCUGAUGCUGCGAAGGUGGCUGCUAAUCAGGCUGCUGAACAGUUGGUAGCUCAAGCUAACCAAGUGCAUCAAAGAACUGCAAAUCAAAUGCACCAACAACAGAAAUCGCAAUUGAAACCUCCGGUUCACAUAUCGAGUGGUCAAAAUGAAGCUAAUACUGUGCACAACGUUCCGUCAUCUGUUAAAGUUUCUAGCGAUACUCUAGUAGUUGGUAUCCAGCCAACAGCUUCAGUGAAGAAAGAUGUAUUAGAACAAGAUAUGGGGAAGAUUCAUACAACUGUUCGUGCAGUCACUCAAAGAAAUGAACAAGAUGACCAACAACAACGACGCUGGUUACAUGAACAAACUAUGGAUGCUACUACAGAUGAUGAUUACGAUGAUGCAGAAUAUGUUUACGAACAUAGUCCUAGUGUACAAUAUGAUCAAACUCAGGCUUCUGGAUACGAAGACAACUAUGGAUUCUCUAUAAAUGAAUGUGAUCACCAUGCUGAUAUGAAGAAUGAAUUUCAUGACGCUAGAAGAAGACAAAGUAUUCGUUUACAAGCCCAGUCUAGUUUUGAUCAUAUUGUUCACAGCACUGAGAAUCGUUAUGAUCUAAAUGGUGUAUGCAAGGAUAAUAUUAAUUUGCCAUCUUACAUACCGGAUUUAUCCGAUUUGGAUACUCUACGAGCUGUGCAAAAUCGGGAUAAAAUGAUGAUGGUUGCUGCGACGGGUAUUUAUUCCCCUCUCGCUAAUGGACCAAAUCAACCGGGCUACUUUGAUGAAUUCACUGGCGCAGAAUACAAGGAUGAUGCUGAUAUGGAGAAAGAAUUGAGAGAGGAAGAUAAAAGAUUUAGUCGAACGCGAAAUACCGCUGAUUUUGAUGUUUACGAAAGAUCUGGUCAAGAAUAUGAUAACCAAAAGAUUCGGUCACGUAGAGUAGAUAAAAUGCAGUCUAUUCAGGAUGAGGUGUAUGCUGACAUUGAAGACAGUCAAAUUCAUAGUAAAGCUAACUAUCGAGACGACUUAAUCCGUUCAUCCCGCCGAAGUUCAGAUGGCAGAAUACUUCAUUCACUGUAUUUGUCUUCACUAAGUUCUGACGGUGACUUUAAUGUAAAACAGGCUUUACAAAAACGUCGAAUGUCUCUUGGAGCAACACGUCGAACAUCAAGUGACUGGCACAAAUUUACACCUAAUUUGCAAACACUGGAUAUUCAAGAAGUCGAUGAUAAUGAAGAGAGAUGGUCAGAUGAAAAAGAAUUUGUACAAAAUGAUGUUGAUCGCUUUCAUCGUCUUUCUCAACCCUCCCUUCACAAACAAGAGACACUUGAACAGAAGGAUUUACAGGAAACCGAUCAUCAAAAGGCGAUAACACCUGCACAAAUAACCGCUCGUCAAAGAUGGCGUAAUGCAUUUGAACGCGUGUGUAACAGCCUACAUUCGGAAGGAAAUCUUUUUUCUGCAGUUCUACCUCAUUCUGAUGAUCGACACUCCUCAUUCUACACAAGUAUUGAUAGUAUGCCAGAUAUCCGUUUAAAAAAGAAACCGAAAUCACUCGUUAGCGAUCUAGUCAUUCAAACUAUGGCUGUACAGAAACGUAAUAUGGGUACAGCUAGUGCAAAUUUGAUCACCCGUCAGUCCAUCAACGAUGAAGAAAUGAAACAACAUGUAUACAAGAAAACUUUACAAGCCUUACUAUAUCCAAUAUCAAGUAAUACACCGCAUAAUUUUCAAGUAUGGACUGCCACUAGUCCAACGUAUUGCUAUGAAUGUGAAGGUCUUCUAUGGGGAUUGGCUAGACAGGGCUUACGUUGCACAGAAUGUGGUGUGAAAUGUCACGAUAAAUGUCGUGAAUUAUUGAAUUCAGAUUGUCUACAACGUGCUGCUGAAAGGUCUGCCAAACAAGGUGCCGCUGAUAAAGCUCAAACUAUUAUGCAAGCAAUCAAAGCAUUGAUGUCACAGAGAAUCAAUGAAAUGCCUGAAUUGUUUAAUCUCCUUGGUUUGGUAUUUAAAGUGGAUUGCAAGACUCAUGAGCGUAAUCUGUUACAAGCUGAACAAAGUAUACUAGAUGGCACUAGUAAAUGGUCGGCGAAGAUUGCGAUAACCAUUAAGUGUGCUCAAGGAUUAAUUGGAAAAGAUAAAACUGGAACAAGCGAUCCCUAUGUAACCGUACAAGUUGGAAAGGUUAAGAAGCGUACAAAAACUGUUCCACAAGAGCUUAACCCAGUUUGGAAUGAGAAAUUUUAUUUUGAAUGUCAUAACGCUUCCGAUCGGAUUAAAAUUCGUGUAUGGGAUGAAGACAAUGAUCUGAGGGCUAAACUUCGUUCAAAACUGACUUCUGAGUCUGAUGAUUUUCUAGGUCAAGCUAUCAUUGAAUUACGUACAUUAUCGGGUGAAAUGGAUGUUUGGUAUAAUCUUGAAAAGCGUACAGAUAAAAGUGCUGUUUCUGGUGCAAUUCGUUUAUUCAUCUCAGUAGAAAUAAAAGGUGAAGAGAAAGUUGCACCGUAUCAUGUUCAGUAUACAUGCUUGCAUGAAAACAUAUUUCAUUAUCUGUGUGAGACCAAUAAAAGUGAAGGCAAUGCGGAAGUGAAAUUGCCUGAAGCCUCUGGGGAUGAUGCUUGGAAAGUAUAUUUCGAUCCACCUGCACAGGAUAUCGUCAACGAAUUCGCCAUACGAUAUGGGAUUGAAUCAAUUUAUCAGGCGAUGACUCAUUUUUCAUGUCUAACGACAAAAUAUAUGUGCACUGGUGUACCAGCAACAAUGUCCAAUUUACUCGCCAAUAUCAAUGCAUUUUAUGCUCACACAUCAGCAUCCAGCAAUCAAACAGCUUCAGAACGUUUCAGUGCUAGUAAUUUUGGCAAAGAAAAAUUUGUUAAACUCUUGGAUCAACUUCACAACUCUCUACGUAUCAGUUUAUCAAUGUACCGUAAUUCAUUUCCCGCUUCACAACCGGAUAAGUUGCAAGACUUGAAAUCUACUGUUGACCUAUUGACAAGUAUCACAUUCUUCAGAAUGAAAGUUCAAGAGUUGACCAGUCCUCCUAGAGCCAGUCAAGUGGUGAAAGAGUGUGCUCGCGCUUGUAUGCAGUCGACUUAUCAAUUUAUUUAUGAAAACGUAAAUGAAGUUUACGCGAAACAGUUUCAAGAAUCUGUUUCACAAGAUGAUGGUCCCCCAUCAUUAAAAUCUCUGGAAUUCUGGCAUCGUUUAAUCACCUUACUGGUUUCUGUAAUUGACGAAGACAAAACCACAUAUGCUGCAGUGAUUAACCAAUUUCCACAAGAAGUUAACAUGGGCCAUAUAAGUGCAUUGUGCAUGUGGGAGCGUUUAUCUGAAGACUUACAAAUCGCUCUCGAUGUUCAUGCACGUGCUGAGAUACGUUAUUGUAAAUCAUCUGACUAUAUGAAUUUAUGCUUUAAAUUAAAAUGGUUCUAUAAUAAGCAUGUAGCUAUAAUCCCUUCACAAAAGGAUGUUGUACCUGAAUAUCCAAGUUGGUUCGAAGUAUUUGUUAUGCAGUGGUUGAAUGAAAAUGAUGAAGUCUCUAUGGAUUUUCUACGUAACGCGUAUGAACGUGAUAAGAAAGAUGGAUUUCAACGGUCUAGUGAACAUGCAUUAUUUUCUAACUCAGUUGUGGAUGUUUUCACGCAACUUAACCAGUGUUUUGAUGUAAUUAAGAAACUUGAAUGUCCUGAUCCAAAUAUUCAAGAAAGAUUCUUAAAUCGUUUUGCUCGAACUGUCAGUAAAGUAUUGUUAACAUAUGCGGAAAUAGUCAAAGCUGAUUUUAAAAGUUGGGUGCAUCAACAAGAAACAGCGUGUAUUAUCAUGAAUAAUAUACAACAAUUACGGGUACAAUUGGAGAAAGUAUUUGAAGCGAUGGGUGGCAGUACAUUAUCUGAGGAUACGUGUAAUGCAAUGAAUGAUUUGCAGCAAAUGCUUCAUGCUGUUAUUGAUGAUUUGGCCUCACAAUAUGCUGAAGCGUUGCAAGUACAAAUCGUUCAGAAAAUCAGAGAAUUAAGCAAACUUUUACACCAGUGUCCACCUAGCUCAAAAACGAACGUAGAAACUGAAGCCGAACAUAUAUUACAUCCUCUUAUGGAUUAUUAUGAAUCGACGCUAUCAACUUUAGCAGAUCUAUGUGAAAAGACUGUAUUAAAACGGUUAUUAAAGGAACUCUGGAAGGUCACAAUGCACAACUUAGAGAAACAAGUCGUAUUGCCUACGGUUGCUGAUCCGAGAGCUAUGUUUCUUAACUUGUCAAUUCCUUCAACUGCACAAGCUAAAUUAACAAGUGUAUCACAAAGUUUACUAACGAAUGUAAGCAGUCAGUUACCAGCAAGUCGAAUACUACAAGACAUGUCUAAGGAUGCCGGAUUAUCAGAACGUAAUCUGACACCACGCCAUUGUCAAAUAUUGGAUAUCGCAUUAGAUGCAAUUAAAAAUUACUUCCAUGCAGGUGGAAGUGGACUUAAAAAGGCCUAUUUGGAUAAAUCACCUGAAUUACAAUCAUUACGGUACGCCUUAUCGUUAUACACGCAGACAACAGACGCCUUAAUCAAAAACUUUGUGGCUACUCAGACAUCCCAAGACAAGCCUGCUAUUGAAGAUAGUGUUGGAGAGAUAUCAAUUCAUGUUGAUUUAUUCCGUCAUCCUUCGCAUGGUGAGCAUAAAGUCACUGUAACUAUCAUUGCUGCAAACAACUUGAAAUGGACAACAUCGGGAACAUUUAAACCUUUUAUUGAAGUGGUAUUAUUUGGCCCAUUGUUAAGUGAGAAAAAGCACAAGUUUACAACUAAAUCAAAGAAUAAUGUGUGGUCACCCGUUUUCAACGAGACAUUUACGUUUUUUCUAAGUGCUGGUUCAGACCCUGAAUCGUAUGAAUUACAUAUUUGCGCAAAAGACUACUGCUUUGGUCGAGCAGAUCGAUUGAUUGGUUUGACUGUUUUACAACUUCGAGAUUUAUCAGCGAUUACUGAUUUAAAUUCCUCCCCUACAAUGAAUUCAAGUGGUGCUGUUGGUGGUCGAAAUGCUGCAGGCCAAAGUGGAGCAUGUGCAUGUAUUUGUAGUCUAGGGAAAAGACUACAUCUUGAUGACACUGGAUGGACUAUACUACGUAUACUUUCACAAAGGCCUCAAGAUGAAAUAGCACGUGAAUUUGUUCGUCUAAAAUCAGAAGUUCGUAGUCCAUGUGAAACAGUCGGCAAUACGACUAGUUCUGUCAUGGGUAACUCAUCGAAUGGAUCAGUUCCACGCAGCCGAUAAUCAAAUCUGAAAAACGUAAUACUGCCUUAUAAUACACCUUCCUGUCUACACAAUUCUGGGACCAUGAAAAGUAUCAGUUACCUAGUUAUGAAUAUUGAUACUGUCUUCCUCUUUUUGACAGUUUGGUGCUCAUCACUCUCACAGCUAUAAAUAUAUGUACUCACCAUUGUCAGCCUUAUUCAAUAGAAUAUUUGUUCCUACUAUCCCAAGUGACUAUAACUUUGUUACUACAAGGUAUAAUGAAUAUAUAUCAAUAUUAUCAUAUAACAUCUCAUAAAAUUUUACCCUGCAGAACGUAAUUCGAUCUACACUAUAUGAACUCAUUUACCGGAUACGUAUUCAAGUCAAUAAAGAAGUGAAUAUUAGGCAUUUUACGUCAACCACUUACAAAAUUUUGUGUACAUAGACAAUACGAAUAUGUGCAUGUGCAUAUUAUUAUCAUUUACAUUUUGGUUUCAACUCACUUUUAUUAUUUUUCGAUUUUUAUCAAAAUAAUUAUUUAUCACAACAAUAAUAAUAAUCCCUAGGAAAUCGAAUUAUUACAGCAAUUUCCAUUUAUAUAUAUAUAUAUAUAUAUGGUAAUGUUUUUGGAAUAGUUACCUAAUAAUAUCUUUUGUGUUAUAUGUAGACAACAACUACUCUUUUAAUCAUCAAACUAUUAGCCUGCAUAUAUAUUAUAUUUAUUUUGCUCCUCCGCCUCUUCUUCCCAAGUGAUUUGGCUAAAUUAUUCACUUACUUUUAUCUCUUAUUUUUCAUGAUAUAAAAAAAGCUUGAAGAUUGAAGAAUGUCAAUCGAUAAUCUUGUCUGACUACAUCUGAUAAUGUUGCAUCUAAACUCAGAGGAUAAAUGGAAACACAAACAACAAGAAUGCAAUAUAUUCCUCUUUAUAUUUCAUCUUCUUAAGCAUUCUAAUGCGUCUGUUUACCGUUGGUUUGAUACAAAAUUAUAAUUGUGGCUGUAGUGAAAUGGUACAAAGUGUAUACUUUGUUGUACAUUACUACACUAAGUUUAGAGUGAAAAAGAUGGUAACUUCUUCAAACAUACAGACUGGCUGAUAAUUGAUUACAUCUAUUAUUAUCCCUUUUUUUAUAACUUCUUUAGUUCGUAAAUGUAAUUAUUUAUUUACUUAUUCGGAUUUAUUUUAUGCAUGUAUUAAUAAGAGACUGUGAGAUGGCAAUUGAUGUGAUAUAAUGAAUAUAUAUUCAUUAAUUACCUAUCCUAAAAUAUCAAAAUGAAUUUUUCAUGGCUUAUAUCUAUCUAUCUUUGUAUUGGUUGAAUUUCAAUUCUUCAAUAUUUGGUGAGUUUUCACAUGGUUUGUAC